Synchiropus splendidus (mandarinfish) is the source of this 4781-nucleotide messenger RNA. It is a transcript of the gene grin3bb, whose product is annotated as glutamate receptor, ionotropic, N-methyl-D-aspartate 3Bb. Gene Ontology annotation, cellular component: postsynaptic membrane; plasma membrane. Gene Ontology annotation, molecular function: transmitter-gated monoatomic ion channel activity involved in regulation of postsynaptic membrane potential; NMDA glutamate receptor activity. NCBI's taxonomy places the organism in Eukaryota, Metazoa, Chordata, Actinopteri, Syngnathiformes, Callionymidae. Gene Ontology annotation, biological process: ionotropic glutamate receptor signaling pathway; monoatomic ion transport; modulation of chemical synaptic transmission. The record is from RefSeq and is a predicted model, not a curated record. The transcript has 9 exons. Bases 32 to 3919 code for a protein of 1295 amino acids.
AGCGGCACAGCGAUGCUGAGAGCGCAGCAGGAUGAAUUUCACCUCCUCCCUCUGCUCCUCGUCCCGGACUCUCGGCCUCCUCCUCCUGCAUCUCCUGCUGGUCCAGCCGUGCCUCCUCCACCCGCAGCCCUGCCACAUCUUGGCCCAGAUCGGACACACGGUGCGCGUCGGUGCGCUCCUGCCGGCGCAGCGGGCGGCGCGGGCGCAGAUCCAGGCGGCGCUCAGCCGCGCCGCGGGUCGGGACCGGGACCAGUACAACUUUUUGCCCUACAACCUGAGUCUGGAGCUGGUGAGCAGGCAGCCCUCGGCAGGGGACCCCGCGUCCAUGUUCCGGUGCGUGUGCGAGGGCGUGGUGGUGCAGGGGGUCUCGGCCGUGCUCGCCUUCCCUCAGAACCGCCAGGAGCUGCUACAGGUGGACUUCAUCGCCUCCUUCCUGGAGAUCCCGUUCGUCAGCGUCGUUGAGCACGGGGAGCCGCUGGACACGCAGAACCGGUUCCACCUGCAGAUGGUGACGGCGGUGCCUGAGUCCGGCCUUUCAGAGCUGCUGCUGACGGUGCUUCGGCGCUCCGGCUGGAGGGAGGGUACGGCCGUCUUGUGUCAGGGCUGGGAGGAGGCCCAGGGUCUCCUGCAGCUGCUGGAAGCUGGAGUCACGUGGCAGCUCAGCGCACUCCUCAACCUGACCCAGUCCUCCCACGACGACACACAGAUACACGAGUUCCUGUCCCAGCAUUUCCGGCGGAACCGUCCACCGCCAUCCUCGGUGUUGCUCUUUGGCGCAGACCCACAGUGCGCUGCCGCUGUGCUGCGCAGUGCUCAGGACUUGGGACUUACGUUACCCGUGAUGCAUUGGGUUCUGGGUCAGCCGCUCAGCCCGGAUGCGCUGCAUGCUAUUGGGCUGCCUCUCGGACUUCUCGCUUAUGGACAGGUGGAGAGGAAGCCCCUGGACUUUUACAUCAGAGACGCUCUGCAGCUGAUUUCGAGAGCCGUUGCCGCAGCGACAGUGGUCCGUCCAGAUCUGGCUCUGAUCCAGAACAUGGUCAACUGUUACGACAAACCCAACAAACAUGAGCUGCCCUCAUCAGGACAGUACCUCUCCAGGUUCCUGUCCAACAUGUCUUUCUCAGGUCUAACGGGUGUGGUCCAAGUGCUCCAGAACCAAUCCCGUGUCCUUACCCCCCAGCGCUUCCACAUCUGGAGCCUAAGACGAGAUGCACUGGGCCAACCCUCCUGGGUGACGGUGGGCAGCUGGGAGAACGGGCAGCUUCAGGUGGAGGACGAGGGGGUCUGGCAAGGUCCACGACCUCGACACAGAACGGAAGGGUUUGGGGGGAAGACCAAAGGCCGCUGGAGGGCUGGAAUGCCAGUGGCCGGUAGCCGUGUUAGGGUGGUGACUCUGGUGGAACACCCAUUUGUUUUUACUCGGGACGCGGACGACGAAGGCAUCUGCCCAGCAGGUCAGUUCUGCAUGGAUGCUGGAACCAAUAACUCCGAACUCCUGGAGCGAUACUUUCAUGACGUGGCAAGCGGGAAUGGUAGCCUGCUGCCGGCGGAGUACAACAAGUGCUGCUAUGGUUACUGUAUUGACCUGCUGGAAAAGUUAGCCGAGGACCUCGGCUUUGAGUUUGAUCUCUACAUUGUCGGAGAUGGGAAGUACGGAGCCUGGAAAGGAGGCCGCUGGACGGGGCUGGUGGGGGAUCUUCUCCUUGGGCUUGCCGAUAUGGCGGUCACCUCCUUCAGUAUCAACUCAGCUCGCAGUCGUGUCAUUGACUUCACCUCGCCCUUCUUUUCCACCAGUCUUGGAAUACUGGUACGCAGCAAAGACACCGCCGCUCCCAUCGGCGCCUUCAUGUGGCCGCUGCACUGGUCCAUGUGGGUGGGAAUCUUCCUGGCGCUGCACAUCACCGCUCUUUUUCUGACUCUGUACGAGUGGAAGAGUCCUUUUGGGAUGACGCCUCACGGACGGAAUCGGAUGCGCGUGUUCUCCUACUCCUCUGCUCUGAACUUGUGCUACGCCAUCCUGUUCGGACGCACGGUCUCGUCCAAGACGCCCAAAUGCUGGACUGGUCGAUUCCUGAUGAACCUGUGGGCCAUCUUCUGCCUGCUGGUGUUGUCCAGCUACACUGCCAACCUGGCCGCCGUCAUGGUCGGGGAGAAGACCUUCGAGGAGGUCUCGGGAAUCCAUGACGCCAAGCUUCACCAUCCGUCCCAGGGCUUCCGCUUCGGCACCGUGCGAGAGAGCAGCGCCGAGGACUACAUGAAGAAAAGUUUCCCCGAAAUGCACGAGUACAUGCGACGCUUCAACGAGCCCACGACUCCCGAGGGGGUCGCCACUCUCAAGGCAGAUCCUCCUCAGCUCGAUGCCUUCAUCAUGGACAAAGCUCUGCUGGACUAUGAAGUGUCCAUCGAUGCCGACUGUAAACUAGCAACAGUCGGGAAGCCGUUUGCUAUUGAAGGUUACGGCAUAGGUCUCCCCCAGAACUCCCCUCUGAGCUCCAACAUCUCCGAGUUCAUCAGCAGGUACAAGUCAGACGGCUACAUGGACCUGCUGCACGACAAGUGGUACAAAGUGGUGCCGUGUGGGAACCGGGUCUUCGCUGUCACAGAGACUCUCCAGAUGGGCAUCAGCCACUUCUCCGGCCUCUUUGUGCUGCUGUGUGUAGGAGUGGGCGGAGCCUUGCUGACUUUAGCCGGUGAACACGGCUUCUACAGACUGGUGUUGCCGCACAUCCGCCGCCGCCAGAACCUGAAGUACUGGCUGCACACCUCUCAGAAAAUCCACCGAGCCCUGAACAUGACGUAUGAAGACGUGAAACGCCAGCGGGCAGAGAAGGAGAAAAGUUGUAACCUGGAGAGAUCUCAGCCCCCGUCAGGACCACCUGCCCCGCCACCGCCAGGAGCAUCCGCCAAGUGGAACAAUGAGACUGAAAAAGACGCUGCUGCAGCAGCGGCGGCCGCCAAGGAUGCCCGGGACUUUAAAAGAGUUCACUUUAAUCUGGAGACGCUCAACACUCGCCGCCUGCUGGCUCGCCUCGCCACUUCUGAUGCCAAGGCAAAGGCAGCGAAAGACAAAGAGGAGGCUCCCUUUAAUGCGAAGGCAGCUCCGUCGAGCAGACUGUGUGAGAACGGUGGGCCCGCGUCCUCAUUCGCCAGCUUGGUUCUGUCGCGCUCAGCAGCUGCUGCGUCUUCCAACCGCCCAAACGCUACACCUGCCAACGGAGCCCCGGCAACUGUUUCCAGACUGGCAUCGCGCGCGACUGCGGCCGAUUCCACAGACCAACCGGCCGCUCCUGUGGCCCCGCCCAAGCCAGGCGAACUGCAGGAGCUGCAGGAGCAGAUUGAACAGAUGAGAGAGAAGCUGCGGGUGGCUUUGGCCAGAAGGGCCGAGAUCCAAACAUCUCUGGCCAAACCUGUCGCCACGGUGACUGCUAACAACCCGUCCUCUGUUCCAGCUACAGUGACUGCUACAACAGAGUCCGCAGUGCCGGCGGCAGCAGCAGUGAUAUCAACGAAAGUAACCGCAACAGCGACAUUGCCUGCAGGGACAGCAACGUCUACAAAGGUCACGGCAACAGCCGCGACGACCGCGGCGACAAGCGCGCCAUGGAAAGUGACCGCAGCAAUGUGUGCGAAAGUGACAACAGCAGCAACAACGUCAUCGAAACCGACAGCAGCUACAUCCAUAUCAUCGAAAUGGACAGCAUCAGCAACGAUGACAGCCGCAACGGCAAUGUCGCCAAAAUUCGCAACAUCAGCAAGUCCAGCGUCAACAUCCGCACCGAAAGUAGCCGCUCCCACCGUCACCACGAUAACAUCCUACCCUGCUAACACCAAGUGCGUGAUGACCAUGACGGACCCGCCACACAAAGUCCUGUCCAAAGUCCGGCCCCUACCCAACAGACUGGCCAAUGAGAGGAGGUGAUGUUCUCUGCGGAUGUCACGUGACCCUCAGCACAUGGCAGGGCCAUCUUGUAUUUUUCUCUAUUCUAUACAUUGACUGAUUAAAGAUGUCAAAUCAUGUAGUCCGCACACUUCAUGGACAAGUGAUUCAAAUGUUUUUGGAGCUUCUGACAAUUUCUCAGUUAGCAAUUCAGAUGUAUUGGGUUUCGCCAAAUACCACCUUCAAGGUGGUCAGGAGUUUACUGUAGAACUUCCAACGGUGGCCCGAGCUUGAUCCCUGAGGGGCCUCACACAUUUCCACGAUCAAUCCCCAUCACAUUUGCAAGAUCACAUAUUUAUAUUUUUACAUCAUUUCAUAUCAUUUUUCUCUUCUUAAAGACGGUGCCACAUCAUGUCAUUUGUUUCUCUCUCUGUGUCAACAGUAGCGGUCGUCAGGUAAAUAUUGUGAUGUAAUUAACGGCAAUGUUUUUCUGACUUAUAGUGAAGUUGAAUGUCAAGCGGUGAGCUGAAGUUAUGUUCGAGUAUUUAGAUGAAUGUGACUUUUCAGCGCUGAAACAGAAAAUUCAUCAUGAAAAAUGUGUUUUUUGACCUUUGAGAAAUGACCCGCUGCUCCAUCGCUUCCAUCCCAACAACUGAACUUUUGCAUCUUUAUGUUUUUGGGGACUCAUCUUGCGCUAUGAGGCAUUCACUGACCUCUCUUUUUGAUGUUUACAAAUUUACCAGGUGUGUUUGAGGUUUAUUGGUUAUUUUCUUUCACUUUCUUUUUGUUGGAAGGUAUUGAAAAUUAAAAUAUGUGUUCUAUCGAUUAUCGUCACUUUUGUUAUUUUCCUUUAAGACACCGUGAAUGUCUCAUGAAUGUAGUCCACUGAUUUCAUUUUUUCCUC